Messenger RNA from Diaporthe citri, 2094 nucleotides. RefSeq lists its product as uncharacterized. The record is from RefSeq and is a predicted model, not a curated record. Lineage: Eukaryota; Fungi; Ascomycota; Sordariomycetes; Diaporthales; Diaporthaceae. The coding region runs from base 1 to 2094 and encodes 697 amino acids. The transcript is spliced from 4 exons.
AUGGCCGACGACUCGUCUGAUCUAUCCUCCAUCUCCUCCCUUUCCCCUGCUCCGUCGGGCGAUGAGUCGGAAAUAGAACUCAAGCCCCAGAAUGGCAUCCUGAAGUUCUUCCACCGCGUCUCCAAGGACGAAGUCGCCGAGGCAAGAAAGAAGGAGAUGUCGCCUCCGCCGCGCAAGAGGGAGCCCUCCCCACCCCACGAAUACGUUUUUGCGGACAAUCCAGACAUUGCAUUCAUUGUCAUGUUCCGCAAGCGAUUCGACAGUGCCAUGCCCAGGUCUCUGGCACAUUUCGGCCCUCUCGAGCUGGAGCAGGAUAUCCAGCAGGACCCCCCUGCCGAACGAGUCGAGCAAUUCCUGUGUGUCGUUCUGGGCCUCCUUCUGAAUCGCAAGCAAGACAUCAAGUACGCGACCUUCCCACCUGCCCCACCAAACGCGCGCCUGACUUACAUUCUGUUCCCAUUUAGGAUCGGACACUACCACAAGGCAUUGAAUGAGGAUGCCAUCAAUGGGAAAGACUUCAAGCCUCAAUGGCCCCGUGACUGGAACGAUCGCAGCCCUCUUGCGGGCGGCGCAACCUUUCAAACGAUCUCGCCCGAACAACGAGUCCUUCUACUCAAAACCUUGGCUCUAUGGGCUCUGGGAUACUCCGACGCCGUCAAGACCUUGAUCAACACCAGCUACAACCAGAAACGCAGUGCCGACGACCUCAACCAACCCCUCUCCGUCCAGCCGUGGGGCCAUGACAGCGACAAGCGCCGAUAUUACCUGGUCGAAGGAGACGACAACUGCUCAUUUCGGAUAUACAGGGAGGGCAACCCAGCCGCUUUGUACAACAGACAAUGGAUAAGUGUUGCUGGUAGCAUCGACGAGGCCAAAGCUCUUGCAGAGAAACUGGGCAAGGACAACGGCCAGCACGCACGCAAGCUCAGCAGGAGCAUCUUGAACAAUAUUGGAAACUUCGAGGAGAAGGAGGAGAAACGCAAGAGACGCGAGUACAGACGCACGCAAAAGGAACGCUUCCGCCGACCCGAGCCCGGUUUCUCUCUGUACGAGGGUCGGACAAGAGGGAAGCGGGUCAAGUACACCUACUCCGAUGACGAAGACUUCUACACGGACUCGACGAACAACCGCCGAUCAACUCGAAACACUCGAAACCACACUCCUGUUGAUGCUGGCCCUGUUAUCACAGCUAGCGGUCGCCAGUCGCGGCCCCCUCCUCGGCUCACUGCCGACAACAUGAGCAACGGCGACGCAAGCGCUGCGGCCAGCGUCCAGGGCGACGACGCUACCGGUGGCAAUCUGGAUACUGAGAUGAGCGAAGCGCCAGAGAUUGGACCAACUGGCCGACCCAGACGAACUGCAGCUGCACAACACACGACAAACGGCUGGUCCACCUCCCGGAAGCGGAACAGACCUUACGUGUCUGACGACGAGGACGAGGACGAGUCUGAGCCAGAUUUUGGCGAAGAGGGCGACGACCAUAUCCCACUAGACGAGACGGAAGAUGAGGAAGAGUUUGAGAACGAUGCCGUGGAUGAAGAUGAUGAAGUCGCCCCCGACAGCCCCGACUCGACCGAUAGUCGCAUGGUGAAGUUGCACAUCAAGGUCAACUUCGACAAGGAUGGCAAGGCAAAGCGUCUGGCAAAGAAGCGCGGCUCAACGGAGUCGGCUUCGACGCCGUCAAACAUCUCGUCCUCGCCUGAGGCCGCCGAGUCUGCCUCUGAGGGCAGUCCAAGCGACAUUCCCGAGCACGAGCCUGAGCAUACCGGAGAUGUCAUUCAAGCCGCACCACUGAAGCGCGCAGAGCCAGGCGUUACCUCGACCUCAGCGUCUGGAGCACCCAGUGCCGCUCCGACUCAGGCUUCUGGUACCCUCUCGACUCCCGCUGCUGUGAGCUCAGCCCCGACGAGCGCUGCCAAGUCAUCCGAGGACUCGGAGAACGUGGCGCCGAGGCCAGAGCCGCCCACCGCUGACCGUAUUGCGGCCGCUAAUGGUAACCUGAAGCUCCAGGCAGGUGCUGCGCCGGCCUCACUGGCCCUCAGAGGCAGCCCCGAGAAGCCCCGUGCAGUCAUGGCCUCGGCGAACCAGGAUUAG